This is a messenger RNA of Ruditapes philippinarum (Manila clam), 1422 nucleotides long. RefSeq lists its product as uncharacterized. The transcript has 2 exons. NCBI's taxonomy places the organism in Eukaryota, Metazoa, Mollusca, Bivalvia, Venerida, Veneridae. The record is from RefSeq and is a predicted model, not a curated record. Bases 730 to 1227 code for a protein of 165 amino acids.
UAAGGACAUUUAAUCAUUGCAGGUUUAUCACAGUAAAGCAUCAAGAUACAUGUUUAUACAAUAUUUUUAAAUUUUAUUUAUUGAUGUUUCAGUUGGGAAUUUUUGGCUGUGAAUUGUAAAAAAAAGGUACUAUUUUCAUUUGGGAACUUUACCCAAAUCGGUCAUGAAUUUAGCUGAGAAAAAACCUUGAUAUUGUAUUAGAAUUAGGAGCCUUUAAUGACUGAUACUUGGGUAACGUGAUUACUGAUACUUAGAUAACGCAAUUAGUUCUAGUGUGAAAAAUUGAAAUAUAUAUCUUUAUCAAAGGCUGAUUUAAUUUGUUUGAUUGUGUUGGCACAUGGCAGCUUAUAUACUGAUAUUGAUAAGAAUCUCAGAAAAAAUAUGAAAAAAAAAUACUAUGGUACGAGUUGACUUGGGUACUGGUACUAAAAGACUAAGGUACGAGUUGACUGAGGUACAAGUUGACCAGUUUCCAACUGUUGCUAUAUCAGCAGCAAAAAGUUAAUUAAGUAACUUGUGUAACUAUGCAAUAAAAUAACAUUAAGAUAUUGCUCCCCUUUAUCACAAGGAAUACAUCCUAAUUGUGCAUGCUUUACUGUUUAAUUUAUCACAAUUUUUGUUAUUAUGCAUUUUAAUUUAUGACUCAGAUCUGUGACAUGUGCAUUCAGAUAAAUGUGCAUGAAUUCAAAAUCAUGCUUGUGAAACUAUAGAAGUUGAACACACACAGUUAUGAUCUAUUUCUUAAAUAAAUAUUUUAAACAGAUGAGUCAACAAAGAGCUUUAGAGCUUUUAAGACAGGCAGCUGCUGCCCUGGAGUCAACUCAUACAUCAACCAGUGAUGAUGCUUCAUCUAGUACCGCUUCAAGCCAAUCAAGGACAAGGACAUUGGCAGCAACUAUGGCUCCUACCAGAGAAGAAAAAGAUAGACUGUACAAGGCAAAUUUGGGGGAAAAGAAGAUAUCUUUUGAAAAAAAUGAUGAUGCAGGCUACUUUAAAUGUCGCAUUGAGGAGCAUUAUCCCAAAUUGGAUGGCAUUGGUGGUUUUGAACUACUUAGAACACAGGCCAGAAGUAGAUGCGACUUAGAAGUGAUCAUUGUGCCACCAGGUGGCUAUACUGUUAACUUUCUGUCAAAUUUCAGUAACCUUGGACAGGCAGUGUGUUACAUAAGGCCGAUCCAGAAUGAUCUUUCACUUGUGGAUCAAGAAUUCUCAGUAAGUUUAAAUUAACAUAAUCAUAAUGAGGUUCAUCCUCUUACAGAGACUGAUUUAAAGAUUGCGUUGUAAAUACCUUACUUAACUCAUUACUUCAUCAGCAUUUUGUGAAAAAUGGCUGUUUUCAUUGAAAAGUCUCCCGUUACAAGUUCAAAUUGCUAUAAUACUAUAAAAACUGCUUCAACACUAAUCAAACUUGGCACAAAUGUU